AUGGCUUCGGAUCAGAAGGAUGUCCUCGCUGGACUGAAUCUGUCUAAAUUGUCAGUUAAAUCACCCGCCUCGCGCCUAAGAGAGCUAGAAAGUCUUAUUGUAGACCACGUCACCAGCAGCGGGACUGCAAACAACAACUUCAGCAGCAAUGGCAGCAAUGGAACUGCCAACAGUGGCAACAGCCCUCUGUUCGGUAUCCUGGCAGGGGCGGUCGCUGCUGCUGGUUUGUCGGCGGAAAAAUUCCUGUCCGUGGAAACGAUGCUCGAUUGCUUGCUUGUGUUGUACGACGAGUGCUGCAACUCGUCGUUGCGCCGCGAAAAAACGGUUUCCGACUUUAUCGAGCUGAUGAAAUCGGUCGUGCAAAGCAUCAAGCAGCUGCGGCUAUCUCGCGACGACUUCGAAGUACUAAAGGUGAUUGGGCGCGGCGCGUUCGGCGAGGUUUGCGUCGUGCGAAUGCACCACACUAGUCAAAUCUACGCGAUGAAAAUAUUGAACAAAUGGGAAAUGCUUAAGCGCGCUGAAACGGCCUGCUUCCGUGAGGAACGAGAUGUGCUGGUCUUUGGUGAUCGGCGGUGGAUAACCAAUUUGCAUUACGCUUUCCAGGAUGACAUCAAUUUGUAUCUCAUAAUGGAUUACUAUUGUGGUGGCGAUCUAUUGACGUUGCUGAGCAAAUUCGAGGAUCGCCUGCCAGAAGACAUGGCACGGUUCUACAUCGCCGAGAUGGUGCUGGCGAUACACAGCAUCCACGAGUUAAAGUACGUGCACCGGGACAUUAAGCCGGACAACAUUGUUCUGGAUGCGAGUGGGCAUGUACGGUUAGCCGAUUUUGGUUCUUGCUUGCGGCUCGGCCCACAGGGCACGGUUCAGUCAAACGUAGCUGUCGGUACUCCAGACUACAUCUCACCCGAGAUCCUGCGUGCGAUGGAGGACGGCCAGGGUAAGUACGGGCCGGAGUGCGACUGGUGGUCGCUAGGCGUGUGCAUGUACGAAAUGCUGUACGGCGAAACUCCGUUCUACGCGGAAAGUCUGGUCGAAACGUACGGCAAGAUCAUGAACCACAAGAAUUCAUUCGACUUUCCGAAUGACGAUGACGAGUACGGUGUGAGCGAACAGGCAAAAGAUCUGAUUCGGCGACUGAUCUGUGCUCCUGAGUACCGGCUCGGACAAAACGGUAUCGAUGAUUUCAAGGCACAUCCGUGGUUCGAGGGAAUCAGCUGGGACACGAUACGGAACGGACAGGCGCCUUACAUACCGGAAGUUUCUAGUCCAACCGACACAUCUAACUUUGACGUGGAGGACACGGAUAUUAAAUUGUCAGAUGCUGUACCGCCGACAACGAACCCAGCGUUCUCCGGGCACCACUUGCCAUUCGUGGGCUUCACCUUCACCAAGGAUAGCUCGUUGUCCGACGUAGGUCGAUUGUCGCGAACUAUCACAGCGAAUAGCAUCAAUCAGCCACUGGUCCCCCUGAAGUUGGAGAAGCACGGUUCGGAAGAAAAACAACGUCUCAGCCCGGACAGUACGCGUAAGCUGCAGGAUGAAAUCAACAUCCUGACAAAACGCAACUGUGAGUUGGAAAGCCAGAUCAAAAGUUUCGAACGUGUUGGCGCGAUGUCCGUGGGCACGGCCGCUGCAUCCGACUCGGUGGAUGGACAGGUUGACGCAAAGUUAAAGGAGCACGAGAAAACAAUACGGAUGCUGCGACAGGAGAAAGACGACCUGCAGAAAGAACGCCAGGAUGCGCUCGAUCGACUUAAGCAGCAGGAUAAGGAGCUGAAGGAUGCACUGGAACAGCGCAAACUGGCCAUGGCGGAGUAUACCGAAGUGACGGAUAAACUUUCCGAUCUGCGUCAGCAAAAGCAAAAGCUGUCACGGCAGGUGCGAGAUAAGGAGGAGGAGCUCGAAGUGACCAUGCAGAAAGUGGACACGUUGCGUAGUGAGCUACGUAAGACGGAUAAACUUCGUCGCGAGCAGGAUGCCCGUAUCCAGGAUUUGAUCUCGGAACUGAACCGCGAGAGACAGCAACGCGAACGUUCGGAAGAGUGUUAUCGGCAGCUACAGAUGGAAGCGCGCAGUCGCAGUUCGUCGGAACUCGGCUCAUCUAACUCAUUAGGUAUCUCGUCUUCUGAUUCUAUCCGGCUGGAAAUUGACAGACUGGAAGUGGAGUAUAGUGAGAAGAUCAAUCAGCAGCAAACUAGAUACAACAUAGAAAUAUCUGCCUUGCGGGAUCAGCUAAACGACGCGGAUAACCACCGGGAGAUGCUGCAACGGGAACUACAACAAGCACGCGAAAAGCUCGACUCCAGCCGUCUUGAGUCGCUCACUGACUCAGAAGAGACAAUUCUCGAGCUACGUAAGCGCCAUGAACGUGAGAAAAAGAUUCUGCUCGACGACAACCGGAAGUUGAUCACGGACCUUGAAAUGAUCAGCGAAUCAAACCGCCGUCUGACGGCCGAACGGCUGCAAAUGGACAGCGAAUAUGAGGACCUAAGAAAUAGACGCCAAGCUUUCAGCCAAUGGGAACGUCAGAUUGCGGAGAUCAUUCAGUGGGUGUCGGACGAAAAGGACGCUCGUGGAUACUUACAGGCACUCGCGACCAAAAUGACAGAGGAGCUCGAAUACUUGAAGCACUCUGGGCCGUUGAAUCACAACGCCAGCGACAACAAAAAUUGGCGCAAUCGGCGAUCACAGAAGCUCGACAAGAUGGAGCUACUCAAUCUGCAGAGCUCGUUACAGAAUGAAAUUCAGGCGAAGGCGGUGAUUUCGGAAGAGCUUACGCGAACCAGAACCGACCUUGUCGCGGCCCAAAAAGACCUUCGUGAGACGCGUCAGAUAUGUGAAUCUAUCGGUGGUGAACUGAAGCGCAAAGAAAGCUUAAUCAAGGAACUGCAACAACGUCUCGAGUCGAACGAAGGAUUAUCGCAUCCCAUGGUGUUGGAUAGUGAUGAUGGAUCGGUGGUGGGCAGCCGAAGGAGUACCAACAGCAGCAUCCGUUACCUUCGUACGAGUCUUAACGAACCACCUGGUGGUGGCCGGUUAAGAAGCUCCCGAGAAGUUGAAAUGCGAGAUGUGAUGGAUACGGUGCGAAAGCAACAAUCAUCAUCUCUUGCCCCCUUCGCGUCUCAGGGCCCAGAAAUAAAUGAUGAUCGGUUGGUUGAGAAUCUGCUUAAGGAUUUUAACUGCGACAAACAAAGCUGUACUACUACCCAGCCAAUGGAAGUGAAACUGAAGAACGCGACGCUAACUGGUGAUAAUGAAGAGUUGACGGAAUUUGAACGAGCUGUGUUGAAAAAGUACAUACAAGAAUUGCAAGAAUCGGGAAGAACAGAAGGAGAAGGUGAAGCAGCAGCCGAAUUAACAUUCGACAAAGCAGAACAGAAGGACUCAAGGAGCGAUCAAGGUGAUGAUAAAGAGCGUGAUAGUAGGCUAAGAAGAGCAGAAGGAGAAGCACAACAGCUGGAUGAAAAUGCAAACUCACUGAUAAACAACGGCAUGAUGGCACCAGGUGUAGAAAUCGGUCAACAACUGACACGAAAUGGUGACACCCAAGCGAGAGGAGGAAAAGCAGAGAGCGAACACGUGCCUACUCCGGUAGGAACGCCUCCACCUCCACAGGUUGUUACAUCUGCUGAUACAAGUACGCUCACUAGCAUUGGCACUAGCACCACUACUAUCACUACUACGAUCAUUAGCAGCAGCAUCGCAGCUAACAACAUCGACUGCAUUGGUCAUCCGUCGAAGAGCGACGACGACGAUAACAGUAGCACAGCUAGCGUUCUGCCGGUGAGCGGCACUGCUAAUGCUAACGAUCAUAACUAUGUUGCGCCAUCCUCAAACUGCUGUACCAUUACUACCACUACUAAUGACGUUGCGGGAUCGAUGCAGCGCGAGCGUACGGUGGAUAAUUCCAGCUUAACCACGAGUGCGGGAAUCGUGGCAGCGACGAAGGAAGUCAGCAGCACGGCAGUUGCGAGGGCAGCGACAGUUCGCGAUCGAGCAAGGCGACGAAACAUAUCCGUGUGGGUCGGUGUGACAUCCUGCGUCUGGGAUCGUUGUAACAAUAAUAAACUCGAACAGUGUUGUAGUUGCCAUAACAGAAAAGUAACGACGACAAUCACCACGACUACUACGACCACGACCAUCCGAACCACCGAUGACGGUGAAGGCGAGCAGCGCCACCAAUGCUUCACGGCUGCGCAGGACGAAAUUACCGAUCCACAUCGAUCCACCGCCAUUGAUCAUGUAACUGCUUUCAUUCCGCUCAUGGCGGUUGCGGUCACGAACGGUUACCCGUCCUCAACUGCGCCUUUAAUUUCUCCUUCGGCGGGACUUUCAGCAUCAGUGCCACUAUUGAAUGGAGCUGGUGAUACUAAGAUACUCCUAACGCCCCCAGUAACACCGCCUCAAUUAGAUGUAAGGCAGAAAGAUAAUAUGUUGGGCGAAGGCACUAACACGCCUGAAGUCUCCGUUCAAGCAGUACAAGAAACAUCGGUUGUUUCGAUGCAGGAAGAUGAUCGGAACUUCAACCAAGAAACCGACGUAGAACCGGAUGUCGUGUCGAUUAUCGGUCAUGGUGACGAAAACAGCACCAUCAUUAUCAAUUCUGCUGUGGAAACUGGGAAAAAUAGCAUUAUUACACCAGACGAAUGGCUACAACCGAACCGAUCAGUUAACCUUACACCUUCACGUUCUCGUUCGCUUUCAUCACUGCAUCCCGGUGCAUCAUCAACGACGUCACUUUUGGAAAGACCUUCGUCGCAGAUGUCCUACUUAGAUCACUUUCUGAAGGAAUCCGGUGGUGUGGGAAGCGGUGCCGGCGGUGGAUCAUCAUCAACAAUGCACACGAACUCAACGUUGGCCAUCAACAUGGUGACCGCCGGGUCGAGCAGUAGCACGAUGCUGCCGCAUCGCAAGAGCAGCGGUGGUAGCCAGCACGUAAACACAUCCACGAGUUCCUCCUCGAACAAUCUUACCAAUGCACACCUCAACCAAGCCCAUAACCAAAGCCUUUCGUCACUACACCAACAAUUGCACCACCAACAGGUACAGCAGCAGACGGGUUCUACGCCGUCACAACAGCUGCAGUCGGCACACCACACUUACAGCAAUCAGCAGCAGUUGCUACAGCAGCAACAGCAGGAGCAAGCGCAGCAGCAGCAGCAGCAACAGCAGCAGACGAUGCAUCAUUCGAAUUACUCCAUGGAAAGCGAGGACGGGGACGUGGAGGAUAACAAUCGCGGCCACUCGUUAUCCAGCUCGAAGAGCAACCUGAGUGAUCAUUCGCUGAGCAUGCACAGCGUGAUGAUAUCACACCAGCAGGAACUGCUCCCACACCGACAGCAAAAGGCGAAGGUUCACCAGUUCCUUGUGCGAACGUUUUCCAGCCCAACGAAGUGCAACCAUUGCACGUCGCUGAUGGUCGGCCUGACACGACAGGGCGUGGUGUGCGAGUUAUGCGGCUUUGCUUGUCACAUGAUCUGUUGUCCAAAAGUACCGACCCAAUGCCCGGUACCGUCCGAUCAGACGAAACGGCCACUUGGUAUUGAUCCAACGCGUGGGAUCGGUACAGCAUACGAGGGUUAUGUUAAGGUUCCGAAACUCGGUGGCGUCAAGCGAGGCUGGGUACGUCAGUUCGUAGUGGUGUGUGAUUUCAAACUGUUCCUCUACGACAUUUCCGCGGAUCGCAGUGCACUACCAAGUGUGCACGUUACUCAGGUAUUGGACAUGCGUGACCCAGAGUUUACAGUUUCCGGCGUGCGCGAGAGCGAUGUUAUACAUGCAACGAAAAAGGAUGUACCAUGCAUAUUUAGGAUUACGACGUCUCUAUUGGAUGGUGGACCAUCACUACAAACACUUAUGCUGGCCGAUACGGAAUCGGAAAAGGCUAAAUGGGUCGUGGCGCUCAGCGAGCUGCACCGUAUACUGAAGCGAAACAACCUCCCGAAUACGGCCAUGUUCCGUGUACGUGAGGUGCUCGACAGUACCGUGUCAGCCAUCCGGAACGCCCUCAGCGCGUUGAUUAUUGAUCCGGAGCGGAUCUUGCUGGGUACGGAGGACGGAUUGUUCUGUCUGGACCUCGAUCGUAGCCAGAUCGCCCGCAUUGGCGAAAGUAAGAAGGUGUAUCAGCUGUGGUACAUCGCUGAGGAGCAGCUACUCGUGAUCCUGUGUGGCAAGCAGCGGCAUUUGCGGUUGCUACCAAUUCGUGCUCUCGAGACGGUUGAUGUCGAGUGGAUCAAGGUAGCUGAAUCCAAAAGCUGUAUCACUGCCUGCACCGGUAUCAUCGAACGUGGUCCGCAGCCAGUGUUCUGUAUUGUGCUGGCGCUAAAACGCCAGAACACGUCACAGAUCGUGGUGUACGUGGUGAACCGGGAUCGUAGCAGGCACCACAAGAUGUGCGAGUUUACUGUGGCUUAUCCAGUGCAAAGUCUGCAGGUGUUGUCCGAUAUGCGGUUAGCCGUUGGUCAUCAGAGCGGUUUCACUGCCUACUGCCUUCAGGGAGCGGCCAAAGCAAUGCCACUGGUGCAUCCCGAAAAUCAGCUGAAUAACUUCCUCAACUUUUCUGGUGUCGAUGCGUGGCGAGUGAUCGAGAUCCAAUCUGGCCAUGGAGGCAAUGUGCACGGUGAAUAUCUUCUCGUGUUUCAGACGCUUGCUAUUUACGUUGACUUGCAAGGGCGUAAAUCUCGAGAUCGAGAAAUCAUGUACCCAGCGGUGCCGAAGCAUAUCACAUACUGUGACGGCCAUCUACUAGUCUAUUCGGAGACCCAUCUGGACAUCUUUAACACCCAAACCGCCGAAUGGGUACAGUCAAUUGGUCUGAAACGAUCCCGUCCACUGAUGAAUAACGGCAGCCUUACGUUAACCUAUCUCAACGAUAGCGUACACGUCGUCUACUUGGCUAAUAUGCACACAAGAGAAUUGCUUUCUCUAAAUGAUCGUGAUGGCCGGCUGAAAGCGAAACGGUUUUCAUUACGGGAACCCAACCGAGCCAUUCGAACGAGCACCGAUCGUCGCUCGAAGCUCAUCUCUGCUCCAACCAAUUUCAAUCACAUUUCGCACAUGGGACCUGGCGAUGGCAUCCAAAAACAGCGACUGCUUGACCUUCCGACUACUAUUGAAACGGCUGAUCAAAGCACCCAGCAGCAACGGAUUUCGACUAUGCGCCACGCACCACCUCCACCACGCGCGCCACCUCGUCCUUCGAUGAUCCAUCCACUUAAUGGUUCAAACAACUCUUUGCCAGGUGCGAAACGGACGGCUCCGGCUAGGCCGCGCGAUCAGCCUCCAUCAUUACCACGUUCACCUAGUCCCCUAGGCAGCAUGUCCUCGUUACAUGACGUCUUAAAGGUGUCGGUCGCCGAUAUGCAGUCGGAAUCGAGACAGAGUGUCGCCAGCAACAACUCCAGCUCGGUUUCAACCCCGCCAUCUCCAACGAACGAUAGAUUGAGUUCGAGCUACGACUCAUAAUGUUUCCUGAAAUAUUUCACCAAAUUUUUAACACUUCGUUCUUCGUUGGAGAACAGCGGAAGGUCCUUCUGCUUGAAGUCAUCACCGGCAUCGGGCCCGCCAAGACGCCGGAGUUCGGA
Messenger RNA from Anopheles nili, 7583 nucleotides. RefSeq names its product serine/threonine-protein kinase MRCK alpha (gene gek). NCBI's taxonomy places the organism in Eukaryota, Metazoa, Arthropoda, Insecta, Diptera, Culicidae. The transcript is spliced from 22 exons. Gene Ontology annotation, cellular component: cytoplasm; cytoskeleton. Gene Ontology annotation, biological process: actomyosin structure organization; peptidyl-threonine phosphorylation. The record is from RefSeq and is a predicted model, not a curated record. Bases 1 to 7464 code for a protein of 2487 amino acids. Gene Ontology annotation, molecular function: protein serine/threonine kinase activity; ATP binding.